Kockovaella imperatae is the source of this 791-nucleotide messenger RNA. RefSeq names its product Longin-like domain-containing protein. The transcript has 5 exons. Gene Ontology annotation, cellular component: ER to Golgi transport vesicle membrane; endoplasmic reticulum-Golgi intermediate compartment; Golgi membrane. Gene Ontology annotation, biological process: vesicle fusion with Golgi apparatus; retrograde vesicle-mediated transport, Golgi to endoplasmic reticulum; endoplasmic reticulum to Golgi vesicle-mediated transport. The coding region runs from base 61 to 738 and encodes 225 amino acids. Lineage: Eukaryota; Fungi; Basidiomycota; Tremellomycetes; Tremellales; Cuniculitremaceae. The record is from RefSeq and is a predicted model, not a curated record. Gene Ontology annotation, molecular function: SNAP receptor activity.
GGGGAAAGCCUCGGUCUGCUUCGUCUUGACCAUACCUCGACUUUUGAGACACAAGUCGACAUGGUUCGCUCGACAACGAUAUUCAGAGUCUCCGAUGCUCUCCCCCUGGCCGCUAGUGUGGACGAUGAGAACACUGAGAAAGCCUUAACGGAAUACAAGCAGCAGUCAAAGCUUGUGUUCAGGAGGUUGAAUGCCAAUUCUGAACCAGCAUGUUCAAUAGAAUCUGGGCAAUAUACCUUACACUAUCUCAUCGUCGACAAAGUCAUUUACAUGUGUAUUUGUGAUUCGAGCUAUCCUCGAAAACUGGCAUUUUCAUACCUGGACGAGCUGUCUAAGGAGUUCCAGAACAGCUACGGUGACAAGAUUGACAGCGUAACUAGACCAUACGCAUUCAUGGGAUUCGACACAUUCAUUUCCAAAACUACUCGACUGUAUCGUGACUCGCGUACUUUGACUCAAGGGGGAGGGCCUACAGCUGGGCCCAGCAGUCAACUGGAUCAGCUCAAUGAGAAUUUGAAGGACGUCACAAGGAUCAUGACGAAGAAUAUGGAGGAUCUAUUAUGGCGAGGAGACAGUCUUGAUCGCAUGUCCCACCUCUCUACAUCACUACGGGCCGAGUCCGUAAAGUACCGUAAAGCAGCCAGGAACAUCAAUUUACAGGCGCUGUUGCGGAAAUGGGCGCCGGUCGGCGGUAUAGGAUUCUUCUUCAUCCUCUUUGCGUGGUGGAGGUUCUUCUAAGAUCGACGUAAGAUCGACGAAAACGAAUGACAUGCAUGUAACGAUCGUACAAU